AUGAGACUCUGGGAAGCCGCGGAAGAUGAUAUUACCUUCACGGAGAAAGAUGCUGACAGACUUCUUCUACCACAUAAUGAUGCUCUGGUAAUCUCCCUUAAUGUUUUAGAUUUCAAAAUUAAGCGUGUUUUGGUUGACCCAGGAAGCUCAUCCAACGUCAUCCAAUGGAGAGGACUGGAGCAAUCAAAGCUGACCGAAAGCAUCAUUCUAGUGACAAAGUUCUUAACUGGAUUCAACUUGACAAGUGUGACAACCCGAGGAGAGAUCUCGCUGCCCACGAACACCGAAGGGGUAACCAAGACCACUUUAUUCGGAGUGGUAGAUGGUGACAUGGGCUACAAUGUAAUCCUCGGGAGGCCGUGGAUACACGAGAUGAAGGCCAUACCCUCAAUAUAUCACCAGUUAUUGAAAUUCCCAAUGCUGCAAGAAGUUAAACCAAUAAGAGGAGAUCAACCGGCGGCAAAGGAGAUGAAUGCGGUAACUAUUUCCAGCAGAAAGGGAAAGAAUCCAACAAAAUAG
Nicotiana attenuata is the source of this 519-nucleotide messenger RNA. RefSeq lists its product as uncharacterized. Bases 1 to 519 code for a protein of 172 amino acids. NCBI's taxonomy places the organism in Eukaryota, Viridiplantae, Streptophyta, Magnoliopsida, Solanales, Solanaceae. The record is from RefSeq and is a predicted model, not a curated record. The transcript has a single exon.